This is a messenger RNA of Megachile rotundata (alfalfa leafcutting bee), 10925 nucleotides long. RefSeq names its product focal adhesion protein tensin (gene by). Gene Ontology annotation, biological process: regulation of transcription by RNA polymerase II. The record is from RefSeq and is a predicted model, not a curated record. Lineage: Eukaryota; Metazoa; Arthropoda; Insecta; Hymenoptera; Megachilidae. Gene Ontology annotation, cellular component: focal adhesion; nucleus. Gene Ontology annotation, molecular function: protein binding.
UCAAUUUAACAUUCAUAAAUUCCAUCACCAAAAUAGUAAAUUUGUGAAUGCAACCUUAUCCUUAUCCGAAGGAAGCUCACGUUGCACCGUACAGUACAUCAUUGUCAAUGUCACGGAUGAUAACAGCGAUUCGCUUGAAUAGUGAAUGAUAUCGAGACUCGCGUGGGUGGCGAUCUGGAAGUUAAAUCGAACGGGUACGAGCGUACAAACGCGUUUGAACCGUUGGUUUUUCUUCUCUAUGGAAACUGAUAGUUUCCGUUUCUAAGAAUCUUUUCUACACAUGGUUCUUGUAGUUUCCCGUCGAUGUUUAUUCUUCGCACGAUGCGUGCAGAUGCGCGCGGCACAAGCGUUACGAAACGCAUGCUCGAUUGUUCCGGAGGCUAGCGUCGAUUUCGCAACCGGCACUAAAUAAAAGUUCCCCCUUGACGGUCGUUAAAAAGCUCGACGAUAUUGUUUUAUCGGCGGACGUGGGUGCAUGGUAGGUAAAGAGCGCGAUAACAUCGUGAGAAGAAAGGUGGGCAUAGGUAGCGAUGGGUUUUUACCGAUCAUUUAACUUCGGGGAAAUAUUUUUUCGUGAGAGAUGCAUUAUCGGUAAAUUAUCGAUAAUACCGUUUAGAUAUUACCAAGAUUCUUCAGAUCCCUGUUUAAGUCCGAUUUUAACAACACAGCAAAUAAGUUUAAAUUGAACCUAUUCUACCUAACAAUGCAACUGGAAAGUUUAAAUCGAAAAACGAUUCCUGCUCGAAACAAUCGCGGUCUUACACACGUCCAAUUUCACUGUGUCAACGGGCUAAAGAAUAUCCAUCAAACCGAACAAUGGAAAUGAAAAUUCAUGACCGAGAAGUACAAUGAAUUUCACGAGUGGUGGCAAGGUAACUCCAUGAAAUCGAUUAUUCUACACUUGGCGAAGAGUUUAAUUAAAUCGGAUCGAAUCACCGAUAGGAAAUUCCUCGCGUUCGAACUUGCUAUUUGGAGCCGCUGUCAACCUUCGAACGUAACUGGUUCGAACGCCCACGCGAAAUUACCGGCUCUCGUUCUAACCCUUUUUUUUCUUCCUUCGACCGGUACUUCCGCCGGUGGCAUCUCGUGUUUCAGUACUGGAUUUCGAUCCAGCCAUUGAUACGAGCCAAUGUGUAUGGUUUCUCAAUGACAUCGGGGAAAUCGAUGUGAUCCGAGUUCUCACGACCGUUGACCGAUUCUUACCCCAGAUAUUUAUACCACGUGGUUUCCGCCAUUCUGUCGCGUAAAUUCUGCGAUCUUCUGACGUCCAAGAACGAUAGAAACGCAUCGGAGAAUCUGGGGAAUUUCUCAUUAGCGGAUAGUUCGAUUAAGAAUUUUCUAUUUUGCACUUUCGAUAAGAUUAUGAUACUCUCAAGAUGAUAUACGCGCAAUAGAAUUCGUGUGACUUAUCGCUAAGUGCCCGACCAGUUAUAUAGGGUGUCUAUUUCUCACGAUACGCCCCGGUAAAAUACCUGAGCAUCGCAUGCAGACGUAUUUCAUUCGUAAAUAGAUGACGCGAAGAUUAACGCCGUGGACAAUCACACUAAACAUUGGUUGUCUCUCAAAACAUGUGAUCAUGAUCGGUCAUUGAUCAUUCGUGUUUCGAAACGUGAUCAAGGUUGUCUCGGAACAUGAUCAUUGAUCGUUGAUCAUGAUUACUCGUGAUAAACGAUUUACGGUCUGUUUUAUGAUUCGUAGUCCACGUGCAAGCAUUUUCACUUUUUUUUAGUGCUACAACAUUCUUCACACGUUACAUUAGUUAUAGGUUACGUUUUAGAUAACAUUAGUAACACUCUGGAUAACAUUAGUAACCUUCUACGUAACAUUAGUAACAUUCUAGAUAACAUUAGUAGUAUUCUAGAUAACAUUAGUAACAUUUUAUAUAACAUGAGUAUAUGCAUUCUGAAUAUUAAUAUCAUAGGCAACAUGUCAACAUACAUUCCACAUAUGAGUAACAUACAGCCAAUUCACAUAUCAAUGUAUCUAUUCACAUGCAUCCACAUAUGAGUGAUUUCUCUACAUAUUAGCCACAGUGAAAACAUUAAUAACGUUCUAGAUAACAUUAAUAAUAUUCCAGAUAACAUCAGUAACAUGUUAAAUAACAUGAGUAUAUACAUUCUAAACAUUAACAUACUAGGUAACAUGUCAACAUACGUUCCACAUAUGAGUAACAUACAGCCAAUUCACAUAUCAAUGUAUGUAUUCAUAUGUAUCCACAUAUGAGUGGUUUCUUAACACAUUAGCCACAGUGAAAACUGACAUAUGUGAUCAGACUAUAAUAUUAUUAAACUUUGGAUUUAAUCUUUUAAUUCGUUAUUGUCUGAACAUUAGUUCAAAAGCUCCUAUCAUAUGAACAAAUUAACUACAGGUCACGUAUGACCACCAUGUUGGUGAACCUAAAAGUUUUCCUCUUUAAGACGUUUCCCCGACCGGUAUAAAAUGACGCAGAUUUUAUGAAGCAAUUUAAAGGAUUCGCGCAGAAUUAGUGUUAAGGAAGAGGCAGUAACAGUGGAGCACCAAAUCAUCGAUUACGACAGCCACCCUGAGCUUCCACUUCGAAAUUUCUUAUAUCGGGUUUCAGUGGUCAGGCUUCGCUCCAAGAAACAGUUGAAAUUUACGUUCUCCGGUCAGAAAGGGGUUCCCUGGCGAACCCAUAAUAUCCAUCGACGAGCAUUCUUGCCGGUCUUUUGAUCGUCCUCUAACGGCGGUAUGUGUGCGCGUUCUAAACCUCGCGGACCACGUGAGAACGAAGCCGGACAUCUCUCGGGCCGCAUAGCUCGAGGGAGGAUAAACGACCUCUCGGUCGGCGAGAUCGAGAUUACACCGGCGGCAAAAGCUCGCGAGAUCUCGUGUACGGCUCUAAUUUAACCGUUGGACGCCGUUUGUUCCGGACGACGUCGCCUUUGUCCCGCUGCAAGAAAUUCAGGUUACCUGUCCGACGUUCCAGCGUGUUUGCGCUAAGGAACUUUUCUCCGGGAACGAUCGCGUUUGCCAUUUUGCCAUCUAGUGACACAGUUGCUUUCACGGAUUUUCUCACUAUUUCGUAUUAUCGGGACAUCUCUUCAAAGCUUUGUGAAAAUCAGACUUGUGUACUUCUCUGAUUGUAAAAAUUCUGUACUUCUCUGAUCAUAUUCCUAAGGCAACAAAUUCUAUAUUUUGCCAAAAAUCUGUUCAAUAUUUUACACGAACAAAAUCAGACUAUAUAAGAUUGGUAAGGUUACAAAAAGUUAUGAAUUGUUGAAUAAUGUAGUUUUGUUUUGAUCCUGGUUUUUGAUAGACAUCUGACGUUUCGAUAUUGGACGAACCACUCAAAUGUAUGCUCGCAAAUUGCUAUAACACGAAAAACAACGACGGUGUUAACGAGAUCGAUUGCUCACCAUCGCCUCUUAAUUCCGGCACAAUGGUCGUUGAAACAGCACGAUGUGUCAGCGGUUUAUUAGUUUCAUCGAAGACCCGCGUACGAUGGAAUACGCGUUUCUGCUUCGACAGGGUGUUUGAAUCGCGGUGGAAAAAAAGCGUGCGCCAGGUUCGCGGAAAAAGAGGCCAGCAUGCGAAUCGAUAUCGCUUUCGGAAGGAUCCGUUGGCCUAUCUACGCGAAGUCACGCGAAUUUGGGGCGUGGAUUCGCGAACGAAGGGUUACAGCAGUGCACUGUCGCUCGCUUCGAUAUCCAUCGAGGACGAAAUCGAACUCGCUCGCGUUUCGACGACUACAUCUGUUUCUCGCGUUUCGCAGAAUUUAAACGGGUUUCAUCGAUGCUAAUUACUAAAAGGCGGAACUUGUGACCGAUUGACACGAAUAACGAUGUCCCGCAGAAAAAAAGUGCAGACACAUCGCGCGAUACAGAGACAUUAGUGCGCGACCUUCUGUCGCAGUUUGCGAGCCACGUCAUCGACUAUUUAUGCGUCUGAAAAGACGUGGCCGAAAGAGAGACAAAGAUCAACGGAUAAGCAGACGGAGUCUGCUGUAACGGUUCGGUUCCACUCGAUACUUGGAUUGUUUUCUGAUCGAUGAGAAGAAUGCACGAGGGAUGAAGGCAAAGCUAUCACGCAAAGAGCUGGACGAUCUCUUCAGCGAGGGUGCUAGAUUCCGGGAUACCUCGCAGCAAAUACACAAACAAUGGCAGGCAGACCCGCAACGAGCAUUUCCAACGGUCGGCACCGUCAACACAGGCUCGGUGUCUCCCACAUCGGGCGAGAUUUCAAGCCCUAAUUCAACACCCAGUCCGAGUCCUAGUCCCACUAACAGUCAGCAAGUCACGCACAAUGGCGGGUACGAGGUGCAACCCAAGAAUGUCAACGCGAUCUCCAGAAAUAAGCAGCAGCAGAUACAGACGAGCUCCUCGGCGACGACACCCGCGAGGACGCCGGGCGUCGGCGCGGACGCGACGACGACAGGAUCAGGAAAGGGCGGAGGCCGUGUCACGGAAGUAAUGGAACUUUGUUACGUCACAGAAAGGAUCAUUGCUCUUUGGUACAGAGAAGAUGCGCAGGGGGUCCUUGAACACGCCACGGCGUUGCUGCGAGGGAAGCACGCCGAUAAUUAUAUGAUAUUCAACCUGUCGUCACCCGGUCGUCCCGGAGAGCCAAAUACCAGGGAAGCAGGAUGGCCGCAAGGGUUGGCACCAAGUUUAGAGAGACUGUGCGCUCUGUGCAAGGAGCUGGACUCCUGGUUGAACGGUGCUCCAAAUCGUGUGGUGGUUCUCCACGCCAGGGGAAGCAAAGAACGAUUGGGCGUGGCCGUUUCUGCGUACAUGAACUACAGCAGCAUAUGCGGAGGACGUGAUCAAGCGUUGGACAGGUUCGCUAUGAGAAGAUUCCUGGACGACAAGAUUGGAUCCCUUCAGGUUCCGUCGCAUCGAAGGUACAUCAAAUACUUCAGCGGAUUAUUAUCUGGCUCCCUGCGAAUCAGCCAGUCGCCCCUGUAUUUAACGCACCUCACCGUUCUCGGUGUCCCAUUAUUCGAACCCACGGGAUGUCGAGCCUUCCUGAAGGUCUACGAAGGACUAACUCCUGUCUACACCUCGGAUCUUUACUCCGUGACGAACGCUCGUGAAUUCACGGUCAAUCUUGGAGGUCUACGUCUGAGGGGAGACAUUCUGGUGAAAUGUUACCACAGGGUGUACUCGAAGCAGAGCCGGGAAGUGAUGUUCUCCCUUCAGUUCCACACGUGCGUGAUCUCGGAGAACGUGGUGUCCUUCCCCCGAUCGGAACUCGACGUGGCUUGCGACGAUCCUCGAUGUCCUCCCGACAGUGUGGUCACUCUGUAUUUCGCCAGCGACGCCAAGCGUCAAGACGGACCCAUACCUGCACCGACGCCCGCAGUGCCGCACGCUUCCGCUCACCACGACCCCAUCUUGCAUUGGGACAGUUACACGAAUCUCGAAAUCAGCGAUGAUGAAGGACGGGAAACGCCAUUAUCACCACCGCCACCUUCAAGUUCCUCCGUUCAAACGUCACCUCGUGGAUUGGGUUACACUUGCGGUCCCAUAGAUGGAUCUUUGUACGCUGUGGUACACCAGGGUGCUGCCGGUGGUGCCCGUGGCUCACCAUUGACAGUUUCCAUGGACAGCGGCAUCAGCAGUGCUCCACCACAAAGACCUAGUCCACCCGAGCCAGAACCGGAUAACCAGGCUCAUGGUGAUCUUGAUAAGCUACUUCAUGAUAUGAUGCUUACUGUCGAGUCGAUGCCAGAUCCUCCAUCCGAGGACUACAGAAGAGAGAGGAGCGAGAAGAUGUACAUUCAAGAGAGCCGGGCUUACAGUAGUCAGACGAGCAGCCAUUCACCGUCGACAUACUCGACGCUGAAAGAUUCUUACAGAAGUUACGGUGCAGGAAAAGAAUCGAGUCCACCGUACAACUCGAGCAGCAGUUACAGCACCCUGAAGAACGAGUAUCGAGAACCCAACAAGAUCGAGCACCGAAGAGAGGAGUUCGAUUAUCGAGUGUCACCGGACCGAAAGAUCUCCGAGUCGUCCACGGAUUCGUACAGAAAGCACACGGACUCGUUCUCGCCACCUGGCAAUAUCGAUUAUAUCGACGAAGACAUUCCCUAUCACGCCAGACAAACGAGUCAACCGUUUUCGUACGGUGCUACUUCGGACAUGAUCAAACACCAGAAGCUUUCGUCGCCUUCCUUGGUUAGGAAAGCUUCUGUGCGAGGGAACGCACCUAUGGUGGACUUUGAGGAUAUACUCGGAGAGAAUUCCAGGAGACCCAUCAGCCCUUUGAGUCCGAACACGCCGGAUCCUCCGCCGGAAUUCGCUAAUGGACCCACCAAGGGCAACGCUGAUCACGUCGAUGGAUUAUCAUGGCUGAGACAGCAGCAAUUGAAGCUCGCCGCGAGGAGAGAUGAAAGAAACCCGGGAAAACUUUGGCGACAGGAGACCGGAAAUCGAGUCAUCGGAGAAUUGAGAAGCUUGCAGAGAAACAGAUUGAGGCACGACGGGUAUGCAAGCGACUCGGCGGUCCUCGACGACGAUGACGACACUUGGGCUGCCAACUCCUCUUCUGGACAGACGCAAUCAAGACCGGCUCCUUACACAUCCGCGCCCGCAAGUCCUCUUCUUCCGCAACGCUCGAGCAGCCGGAAGUACAACGGGACAGCUGGUGCCGGUACUCUAGGAAGACCUCGAGCGGAGAGCGUGAACGAGCGUCCGUUCAUGUCCGUGAAACGAGCGUACGAAUAUCGCAAAUACAGCGACAGCCAGAGCCCUCCGACAUCCCCCCGCUCAGGCUUAGCAAGCACACAACCCUUAGGAUUAGCAAUGCAGCAACAAGCAACGUUCGUUAGCACGGACAAGCCUCAACCGCCAAGGCCCGAGUCUCGCAGCGAUAGUUUCGUUCGGGCUGACGCUCUGUUGCGCGAGCACCGUCAGCAACAGCUCGCGAGCAGCAAUCACACGGAGCAGAAACAGGAUUACGCGCGAAACGCGCGACCAGAAUCGCGAAAUCGCGUGGUCGCUUAUCAGAGUUACGAACGCACCACGAUGGCCAGCAACGAUAGGAGCAUCGAUCACGUGGACGCAGGAUUGCUGGCGGUCGUUGAUCAGCAAUCGAGCGGUCAAAACAACGCUGACCCUCUCGUGAGCCUAAUUCAAUCACUGGCAGAAAUAUCGCCUGUUCGCUCGCCUUCAUCCGUGACUAACAAGAACGUGAACGAUCAUCAUCCUGCAAACAACAGCGCAGCAACUGCGACUACUGCGAGCAACAACGUUGCUAACACCAUCACUAAUUGCUCCCCUAACCAGUCGCCCAAAGCAUGGCAGAAUUGCACCCAGUCGCACAAUGAUUCGGCGUCAUCGUGGACCGAGAGGAGCGUCAGCCCCGGAAGUGCAGUAGUCAGCAGCGCCUCGAGGCCGCAGACGCCGGCAUUUCCGGUACAUCCACGAACCCCGUACGUCAACAAUUCUUCACCGACGGUUACGUUCGCGGCCGAUCGUUCUUACUCCACUUCGAACGCCACUUACAACGUGAACAACAAUAACAAUAAUGUGAACAACGUCGAGGCAGCCGGGAACAACAACAAUAAUGUCGGGAAUUAUCCUAGCGAACGAACGAUCUACAUCGAAGAACGAAGAGAAGUCUCGAAGGAGACGGGACUUCCACCCAAGAGUCCGACAACACAGAGACGCUUGAGUUUCCCGGCAAGCGGGCCACUUAAACAAACGCAUAACAAACGAUGGCCGCUCACUAACCAAUCGGCGUCGUUCGACUAUAGCAAGGACCGAUCUGUUUCUCCGAUAAACGAGUCGACGAUGCAGUCUCAGGUUGUCACACGCAGCCCUGGUACUCCGACUCACAUCGAGUUCUCGCAGAGUCCCAAGAGUGCCACGUCGUAUAGCUCCAUCAACAGCGGUGGCCAGUCAUCUCCGCAGGUCCAGUAUUACGGUUCGAGACGAUCGAGCGUUCAUUCGAACACGGAGCCUCAAGAAGUGGCGGAUGCCAAUGUUAAAUUUGUACGCGACACCAGCAGGAUCUGGUAUAAGCCUAACAUAUCUCGGGAGCAAGCCAUUUCGAUGCUGAAAGAUGCAGCACCAGGAACAUUCGUUGUCAGAGACAGCAAUUCCUUCCCAGGGGCAUUCGGUUUGGCGCUGAAGGUCGCAACUCCACCUCCAGGUGCCCCAAGUAGCCCCAGAGACCCAUCGAGCGAGUUGGUCAGGCAUUUCUUGAUCGAACCGACCUCCAGAGGUGUUAGAUUAAAGGGGUGCGCCAACGAACCAGUGUUUAGUUCACUGUCGGCAUUGGUUUACCAACAUAGCUUAAUGGCGAUGGCUCUACCUUGCCAGCUGUUGCUACCAGAACCAGAAGCUGCAGCUAGAGCACUCGAUUCGUCUAGCACGAACAGCACCCAACAGCUGCUUGCGCAGGGUGCAGCCUGCAACGUUUUAUACCUUUUCACGAUGGACACCGAGUCUCUGACGGGACCUCAAGCGAUCAAGAAAGCAGUCACGACCAUGUUUGAACAGAAACCACUGCCUACUGCGACUAUCGUUCAUUUUAAGGUCUCCACACAGGGGAUCACCCUGACUGAUAACGCGAGGAAGCUUUUCUUCCGUAGACAUUACCCCACGAACAAUAUCAGUUAUUGCGGUUUAGAUACGGAGGAGCGCACUUGGGAUUUCUCUGGCGAGGACUUCGGACGAUCUACCAGCGCUCAUCGAUGUUUCGGAUUCGUGGCAAGGAAACCCGCGCACAAGUCUGACAAUCAAUGUCACGUGUUCGCCGAGCUAGAACCAGAGCAACCAGCCACGGCCAUAGUGAAUUUCGUGAACAAGGUCAUGAUGGGCAAUUCCAUAGCGAAGGCCAACAUCGUUUAAGCGACAUUCACCGCAUACCUCGACAAUUCUCGAGUAACGGUCUUUGAAGAAGAGAUUCAUCGACGUGAAAAUGUUGGCCACAGAGGAUAAACGUGCAUGUGUGGUUCUGAAAAAGCUAGUUGACUCUCGUUAUAGAUCUUCGUGCAUUUCGUGAACGUAGCUAAUCGGAGUCAGUAGAGCAUGAACGUUCUAAACAGUAGCAGUUAACGUUAAGGGGUUGUGGAUCAUUCUUCGCGACGAAGGAGGAUCAAUACGUAAACGGAUAUUCGAUUCCAUCCUUGUUGAUCACACGCUCGAGAAGAGAUACGUUGUUGACGAUCGUUACUGUUGGCAAAAUUAUCUUUUAGCGAGUAGCAGAGUAAUAUAAGCGAAGCUCGGAGCAAAGUAUUGUGAUGUGUAAUUUUGUUUGGUAACUGUAUUAUUUGUUCAAUUCGGUGAUCUGAUUUUAAUUACACCUGAAGAGAACCUUCAAUAUUUUGUAACCUUCAAUAUUUUGUAAACUAAAUUGAUCAUUUUUUAAAAUAAUUGUUACUCAAGUUCAGGUGAUCAAUGUAUACUGGGAAUAUUAAGAGAAGGUUUGCAAGUCAGAAGAAUAUAAAUAUACAAGAUUUGAUAUAAAUAUAUAUCUUGAAGAUUACUGAGGUGAUGUUGGUUUAAGUUCUAUGUAUCUUAACUUCUAAAAUAAUUUUUCAAAUCUCGACAUCAGUGUAAUUGUCAAAUGAAUGAUCAAGUAAUAAGUGAUCAACUGCCAAACGGGAAUCAAGGUUAAAGGCAAAAGCACCGCGAAACGGAAGUUGCAACACUGUACUUUGCUUCGAGGGCAAAAUUGUUACAGAAAGGAUACCGUGUACCGGUCUAGAGUACGGUAGCUAUUAGUGGAAUAUCGAUCGCGUUGUAAUCUCGAUCGUCCGGCGCUGGGAGCGCAAAAUAAUCGCGAGUACGUCUCGAUCGCAUGAAACCCACGAUAAUCACUCAUACACAUACACAGAAAUAUAUACGUUAUACACUAUUGCGAAGAAUAGUUGAUCAAUGUACGUUAUCAUGAAAGUUAUACUUGGGACUCUCGAGUAAUGUUUAGGGAAGAAAUGUUACGUCGUUGCGGAGCCAUUUUGUCGUAGCCCAAGAGAAGGCUAGCGUUACAUAUAAAUAACUGUAAAUAAGUGAAGUGUACGAAGAACGCCGAUACGAAGAUGGCCGAAGGAAGAAAAUGGAGGAUCGAGUAGCGUCGAGUAAAUCAGACGGAACAGAAAUAAACGAUACUCGAAGAGGAGUAGGGUAAUCGAAACGAAGCAUCACAUCGUCGUAUAUUUUUUUUUCUUUCAUCUCCCUGAAACCCAUAGGUUCUUGCCAUUAAAUCGUCCUCGAGCGACGUCCUUCGAAACCGGUCGAACCGACGAAGGACGGUCCUGUCGAGGACGAGGAUAAGCAGUCAAUUAUUAUGCGAGAGAACGUUACAUGUAAUUACUACGACAAUACUGUAGCCACAAGAGGAUGAUCAUUUGUGAUCCUUCUUGCGGCACACAUUUCUUCGUCUUUGUCUUCUUUUCGAUGUUUCUAUGUGCGCGAAGAUUGGUCGGGUCCUGCUUCCCCUUCUUCGUACCUCCCAUUCCCUACACUCCUUUCUUGAUACUGAUUCUACACAUCCUUCAAUUUUUCAAGACCUGGAUAUUUUCUAGGAUCUUCAGUAGUUUAAAAUGGAGGUGGAACGAAGAGGAAUGAUAGACCACUGUGCUAGUCAAAAUUCGUGUAUACUCGAACAAGCAAGAAUUUGAUAUACGUGUAGACCUCGAGAGAGGUACGAUAAUGACCCGAUCUUUCUUCUCCCUUGGAUUCUUUUUUUUAUGUUUCUUCGUUUUCGCGGUUUGCGACCGCAACGAUCGUUGUCUCGUCUCUUAUAUGUAUGUUUAAAAUUCCGUGCACGCGGGAACCUGAACUAACCGAGUUAACAUUAAUUUAACACCAGUCAUUAUAUAAUAAUUAUCGAAUUAAUUAUUUACUUGUUUACGCUCUAUUAUUACCGUACGAUCACGCAAUAACUGUAUUGUUGCAUACCGGAACGGGUAUGUUCUUUAUAGAUGUAACGAUAAUAAACCCAUAUUCGAAGCGUAA